GGUAGCGACAAUUUCUCCGGACGUGGAAGUACUGAUCUCACUGUAAAAAUACUCGUCCCAGUUACUGAUUUUGACUAGAAAAAAUGGCGGUUCCUGCAGCCCCAGAUCUGCAGAUGAUCACAGAAACACAAAGCGGCCCGGUUAAUAGCCCAGAAAAUAACAUUGAAAUCGAUGAGAGAGAAUUGGAAAACAUAACAAACGAGGAAGACGGAACUGCGCUCCCUUUGCAUUCUCCAUGGACUUUUUGGCUUGAUAGGUCAUUACCCGGGACAACGGCAGCAGAAUGCGAGUCCAAUCUGAAAAAGAUCUACACCGUGCAGACUGUUCAGUGUUUCUGGAGUGUGUACAACAAUAUUCCUCCCGUGAGCUGCUUACCGCUGAGAUGUAGCUAUCACUUAAUGCGCGGGGAACGGAGGCCGCUGUGGGAAGAAGAAAGCAACGCAAAGGGCGGGGUCUGGAAAAUGAAAGUUCCGAAAGAAAGCACCUCUGCCGUAUGGAAAGAGUUGCUACUCGCUACCAUCGGAGAACAGUUUGCAGAUUACUGUGCGUCAGACGAUGAAGUUGUUGGCGUCAGUGUCAGUGUUCGAGAUCGAGAAGACGUAGUCCAAGUCUGGAACGGAAACGCAUCUUUCGCAAGUGAAGCAAGUGUUUUAGGAAAGAUCUAUGAACUCCUCCCACACAUAUCUUUCAAAGCAGUAUUUUAUAAACCUCACGAGGAACAUCAUGCUUUUGAAGGAGGGCGUUCAAGACAUUAGCUGCUAGCUGUUCCACCUGGUUUUUGUUUUGUUUUGGAUUUGGAUUAAGCAUAGAUAUUGGACUUUUCCCUUGCUUAAACACUACUCUUUCUCUUCAGUUACCUUUAAUAAUCAUUUUACAUCUCAGUCGCAGAAAAUGUAGAGAAUAUUACAGAUAUAUUUUUAUAGAUGAAAUGGCUGAAAUUUCAGACCGUGGACUUUUUAUUUUCCCAUUUUUAAGUUAAUCGCACUGCAGAGAAUUUGGACAGACCUUUGAAUCGCGCCAGGCAUAUAUUGGGGUUUUUGUAAUGAUGUAGAAUAGCGAGUUUCAUGUGAACUCAUUUGGCCUUGUCCCCCCAGCCCUGUCAUUGCUUGCGUAAGUUUGUCUUUGAAAGGAGACGAUGCCUUCUCUACACACAAUGCCUCGGCAUUCUCACUGCCUCACCUACUGCUCUGUGCAUUCUGCUAGAUGUGCCCCAGCCUUCCGCAAACGUUAACGUCCUGAACACCGAGCUCCCUGUAACUGCUCAUCAGCAACUGUCCGCUGUGUUUACAGUAUGGUAAAUCGCUUUAUUCUAUGUGUGGUACCAGGUGAUUUUUGUUGGCAUUCGCAGUGAUUACACCUCUACCGGAGCUUUUGUGCAAUAGAGACAGUGAAUGAUCUUUUAAGCCUGUGUAAAGUCCAAAUUGCUCUAGCAUCACGUCACUCACCUUGCUCCCUUAGAAAGAUUAUGAUAUCAUGUAGUGUUCUAUUCAAUAUACAGUGUUUAGUUUGACAAUUAUUGUAUUCACACGUAAAUUACAGUUUGAUUCUCUGACCGGCUGUAAGAGGCUGAUACAUUGCACAAUAUCACUUUCAGUUCAGAUAUUGCUAUUAUUUCUAAAAUUGUAAUUUAUAUCAUUUAAAACUGUGAACCGUCUUCUCACAAGAGUGAGGUAGACUUCUGUUUCUGUCAUCCCCACUAUUUUAGUAUUGUGGCUUUAAGUGGAAAGCUUGAGAAAUGAUGGAGUCUGAUACCUGUUCAUUGUAAAAUAUACCACUAGGUCUUGUAUAUUUCUAACAUCUAAAUAGUAUUUUAUAUGUCUUUUGGAAAUAUUUGUUUGAAAUCGUCCUUGUUUAAAUCACACUUUUCUCAGCACCCCUUGUUUUUAUGCAGUGUUUUCAUGGAUGAUGAUUAUAGAUGGUUACUACACAUAGAAUGAAUAAUUUAACUUACUGGAAAUGACACAGACGUUUCAUGAAUGUUAUAAUGUCUGCAGGCUGUAUUGUCUCCCCCCGCUGUUACAUUUCUCUUACUGGAAGAUCAUGCUGCCCUCUACUGUUGAAUCAGUGACUGUUGUUCUCAAACAGAUUUGUAUUUUUAAAUAUUUGUAUUUCAAAUAAAAUAAAUAUGAUGGACGAACUUUCAAUGGACGAAUUUGAAAAAGGGUAGUUCUCAACACCCGUACAUGCAGGUUGAGCGCAAAUUGAGAACGUUCUUCAUGUGUACCAAAGAGGUGACUCUCUUUUGCUGUGUUGGAGGCAGGAUUCUGCAUGUAUGGGUAAUGCUAAGAUACUUGCCUUGCCAAACGUCUCACUAGGCCACCAGUCUAGUUUAGCAAAUGUAUGUUCGUAAGAACAGUGGUAGUCCCUUUUAUUGUGUAUAUUUGUUUAAUUUUCUUCUUCAGUUUUAUGUAAUCUGGACAUUAAAAGUGUAUUUAAACAACACAAAUGAUGUAACAUUUAAAUGUAUUCCUGAAUGUUGCUGGUGCAUUUUUUUUCCAAGUACUUUGCCAGGUAAGGUAAGAUAAGGUAAGUGUGAAUUGGCCUGUUUUAUGAGUCGGGUCAGUCAUUGUGAAAAUGCACUACAGCACAAUUAUAUUAUCACUGAAUGGCUUUUUAGGAAAGACGCGUGGCAUAUGCAGCUACACUUUUUGUUGCAGUGUUUCCUAUUUACAAAACAAAAUGACUGCAGGGAUGGAGUUCUUCUACUUAUGGGUCUUGUCCUCCGUCUUGUAGUCCUAGACACAUUGCUGAGACUUGCUGAUUGCGUUUCUCAAUUAGAGUGGUGCCUUAAUUUCUCCUGAGACUUUCAUUUUAGAUUGUGCUGUCUAUUCAACUCAUGUAAUCUAUUCCAAUGUAUAUGCAAUGUUUUCGGCUCGUAGAUUUUGAAAUAUUAAAUCAUAAUAAAAUAUACCACAUAA
Conger conger (European conger) is the source of this 2918-nucleotide messenger RNA. It is a transcript of the gene eif4e3, whose product is annotated as eukaryotic translation initiation factor 4E family member 3. The record is from RefSeq and is a predicted model, not a curated record. Gene Ontology annotation, molecular function: translation initiation factor activity; RNA 7-methylguanosine cap binding. The transcript is spliced from 7 exons. Lineage: Eukaryota; Metazoa; Chordata; Actinopteri; Anguilliformes; Congridae. Gene Ontology annotation, cellular component: eukaryotic translation initiation factor 4F complex. The coding region runs from base 84 to 755 and encodes 223 amino acids. Gene Ontology annotation, biological process: translational initiation.